Messenger RNA from Oxyura jamaicensis (ruddy duck), 3703 nucleotides. Its product is annotated as talin-1-like. NCBI's taxonomy places the organism in Eukaryota, Metazoa, Chordata, Aves, Anseriformes, Anatidae. The transcript is spliced from 18 exons. The record is from RefSeq and is a predicted model, not a curated record. Gene Ontology annotation, molecular function: integrin binding; actin filament binding. Gene Ontology annotation, biological process: platelet aggregation. Gene Ontology annotation, cellular component: plasma membrane; focal adhesion.
UGGGAGACAUGCUGGUGAGCAUGGGCUGGUGGGGCUGUGGUGCCUGGCUCUAACACCAGAUUGCUUGAGGAGAGGGGUCCUGCCCCUCACUGGCACCAGUCGAGUUGUGUGGUAAAGGGGUGGCGUAGCACCAGGCAAGCCUGGCAUGAUGCUAAUCCAUCUGUCAUGCAGGGACAAAGCUCCUGGACAGCAGGAGUGUGAUGAGGCCAUUGAUGUCCUGAAGAGGUGUAUGCGGGAGGUAGACCAGGCCCCCCUUGAAGCCAUCAGCCAGCAGCUGGCCCCUCGAGAAGGCAUCUCCCAGGAGGCUUUACACAACCAGAUGAUCACAGCUGUGCAGGAGAUCAACAACCUGAUUGAGCCCGUGGCCAGCGCAGCGCGGGCUGAGGCCUCGCAGCUAGGACACAAGGUGUCCCAGAUGGCUCAGUACUUUGAGCCGCUCAUUUUGGCAGCUAUCGGUGCUGCCUCCAAGACACCCAACCACCAGCAGCAGAUGAACCUCCUGGACCAGACCAAAACGCUGGCUGAAUCUGCCCUGCAGAUGUUGUACACCGCCAAGGAGGCUGGUGGGAACCCCAAGCAAGCUGCCCACACACAGGAGGCUCUGGAAGAAUCUGUGCAGAUGAUGAAGGAGGCUGUGGAGGACCUGACCACCACACUGAACGAGGCAGCCAGCACUGCGGGUGUUUUUGGGGGCAUGGUGGACUCCAUCACCCAGGCCAUCAAUCAGAAGUCAGAGUCAAACCCUAUGUGGGACUUUGUCAUUUCUUGUCUUCUUGCCUACACCAAGAAGGAGCUUAUAGAGAGUGCGUGCAAGGUCUCUGAGAAGGUGUCCCAUGUACUGGUAGCCCUGCAGGCUGGAAACCGCGGGACGCAAGCCUGCAUCACUGCUGCCAGCGCUGUCUCUGGCAUCAUCGCUGACCUUGACACCACCAUCAUGUUUGCCACAGCAGGGACCCUCAAUCGGGAGAACUUGGAAACCUUUGCUGACCACAGGGAGGGCAUCUUGAAGACAGCCAAGGCACUGGUGGAGGACACCAAAGUGCUGGUGCAGAACACCACGGCCAACCAAGAGAAGCUAGCCCAGGCUGCCCAGUCCUCCGUGACUACCAUCACCCACCUGGCAGAGGUGGUGAAGCUGGGUGCUGCCAGCCUGGGAUCUGAAGACCCAGAGACUCAGGUGGUUCUGAUCAGUGCUGUGAAGGAUGUGGCCAAGGCACUUGGGGACCUGAUCAGUGCCACUAAAGCAGCUGCUGGCAAAGCUGGGGAUGACCCUGCUGUCUACCAGCUGAAGAACUCUGCCAAGGUGAUGGUCACCAAUGUCACUUCCUUGCUGAAGAUGGUGAAGGCUGUCGAGGAUGAGGCCAGGAAAGGGACGCGGGCACUGGAGGCCACGAUAGAGCACAUCCACCAAGAGCUGGCGGUCUUCUCUUCCCCAGUGCCUCCUGCCCAGGUCUCGACCCCAGAGGACUUCAUCCGAAUGACGAAAGGCAUCACAAUGGCCACGGCCAAAGCUGUGGCCACUGGCAACUCGUGUCGGCAGGAGGAUGUCAUCGCCAUGGCCAAUCUGAGCCGCUGUGCCAUCGCAGACAUGCUGCAUGCCUGCAAGGAGGCUGCCUACCACCCGGAGGUGAGCGCGGACGUGCGGCAGUGGGUGCUGCGCUUUGGCAGGGAAUGUGCUGGUGGCUACCUGGAGCUGCUGGAGCAUGUGCUGGUGAUCCUGCAGAAGCCGACCCACGAGCUGAAGCAGCAGCUGUCCAGGUACUCCAAGCGGGUGGCCAGCUCUGUCACUGAGCUCAUCCAAGCAGCUGAAGCCAUGAAAGGGAUGGAGUGGGUUGACCCAGAAGAUCCCACGGUCAUCGCUGAGAAUGAGCUGCUAGGGGCAGCGGCUGCCAUUGAGGCUGCAGCUAAGAAGCUGGAGCAGCUGAAGCCAAGGUCCAAGACUAAGCAAGCACAUGAGAGCCUGGACUUUGAGGAGCAGAUCCUGGAAGCUGCCAAAUCUAUUGCGGCAGCUAUGAGUGCCCUGGUGAAGGCAGCCUCAGCAGCCCAGUGAUAAUUAGUGGCCCAAGGAAAGGUGGGAGCCAUCCCAGCCAACGCAGUGGAUGAUGGGCAGUGGUCCCAGGGACUCAUUUCAGCCGCACGCAUGGUGGCUGCUGCUACCAACAACCUGUGUGAAGCCGCCAACGCGGCAGUGCAGGGCCAUGCCAGUGAGGAGAAGCUCAUCUCAUCAGCCAAGCAGGUGGCUGCCUCCACAGCACAGCUCCUGGUGGCCUGCAAGGUGAAGGCUGACCAUGACUCGGAGGCCAUGAAGAGGCUCCAGGCUGCCGGCAACGCCGUGAAGAGAGCAUCAGAUAAUCUGGUGAAGGCAGCGCAGAAGGCAGCUGCCUUUCAGGACCACGAUGAGACUGUGGUGGUGAAGGAGAAGAUGGUGGGGGGAAUUGCACAGAUCAUUGCAGCCCAGGAGGAGAUGCUGCGCAAGGAGCGGGAGCUGGAGGAGGCGCGCAAGAAGCUGGCUAUGAUCCGGCAGCAGCAGUACAAGUUCCUGCCCUCCGAGCUGCAGGAGGAGGAGCAGAACUGAGCCCCACGCCACCGCUCUGUGCCCAGGCAGAGCCCUUCUGCCAUUCACUGCACAGACUGCUGCCGACAGCUCCUAUUUAAGACACCCCACCUCGAGCAACGCCGGGCUGCCUCGGGUAGACCAGAGCCCUGCCUGCACCGGCGCACCAGGACUAACCCAGACACCAUGCAGCACUGCCCUGAGCAGGUACCACACCAGCAUCUCCGCUUCGCCACCCAGCCUGCCUUCCCAUACACCCGCGCCAGGGCCCAACCAGCACCCCUGUAGGGGGCUGCUAGGAGUGGGAGCCUGUCCUGGACCGGCUCAGGGUGCCCCCGCUGCCAGCCCCAGUUGAGGGGACAUAGGGCUCCCUCCUGUGGUGGGGUCUGGCCCUCCAGACCUUUCAGAAUUUUUCUUGUGCCUUUGUCAUUCCUUCUCUUGCUCCUUUCUUCUCCCUCCUCCAGGCAGGAGAGGGGGAGGCUGGUGUCUUGCCCUAUCUUAUACACUGCUCUGCACCUUCCUUUGCUACGCUCUUGCACAGAGCUGCCUUUCACCUCUGUUGCCUUACUGCUGGCUGAAUCGACCACCCUUCUUCCUCUGCAGCAUCCCCAGGAGGCACUGAGCCACCCCAGAGCAUCCUCUCCAGCCUGGGCUUCUCGCUGGAGGACCGGGCUCACCACCGCAGUGCCUCUGCUCAGGGCUGGUGCAAGAUGGCUUCGCCCUAGAGCUGCUCUCCCCCACCUUGUCCGCUUUUCCAGGGACCCUGCCUCUCUGCCCUCUUCCUUCUCUUUCCCAAGUGCCUGCAUUGUUUUCCAAGAUUUUUCAGUAUUUUUAUAACUUCUAAAUUUCUGUAGUAUUGAGCCUGCAGCUUUCAAAGUUAAUUUAUCUCCUUGUUCACAUCAUCCCCACUAACUGCCUGCAGCCCAGCGCCUGCCCAGUGGCCCGGAACUCCUCACCCCUCCACGGCUCCAGGACCCCAUCCCUCCCCUUGCACUUGCUGAGGCUUCUCUCACUAUUUUGAUACUUUAAGCAUCCCCUAUUACACAUAGAAGGAAGCCAGCUCUCCCUGAGGCUCUAGGGUGCGGUAGGGGGAUGCGGAUGGCUCCUUGGAAAGAUGCCUUCAUCAAUAAAAAAGGAUUUCCUGCUUUC